Gadus morhua (Atlantic cod) is the source of this 4219-nucleotide messenger RNA. RefSeq names its product synapsin IIa (gene syn2a). The coding region runs from base 279 to 1691 and encodes 470 amino acids. Gene Ontology annotation, biological process: neurotransmitter secretion. Gene Ontology annotation, cellular component: synaptic vesicle membrane; synaptic vesicle. Gene Ontology annotation, molecular function: ATP binding. Lineage: Eukaryota; Metazoa; Chordata; Actinopteri; Gadiformes; Gadidae. The record is from RefSeq and is a predicted model, not a curated record. The transcript has 11 exons.
GGCUGCAGUGAGCACGCUGAUUGGCCGACGCCGUGUGUAGCGUCAGCUCUGGAGAGGGGGAGCUUGGAGGACACACCGCUGAGCUGGGAGGGAAUACAUUCGCUGGGAGUUUGCCUUGUUAAAACCGAGCUACCGUCACCAGCUAUCCACUAGAAGCAGGCUCCUUGAGCAGAAUAAUUUAGCAUUAAGGGGACUUCCUUCAACCACCUGGCUCUUUUCAGAUUGGUAUUCUCCUUCUAUUCUCUUUGGAUCUUCGCAGCCUCUGUCAACCUGCAGCUAUGAAUUAUUUGCGCCGGCGUCUUUCAGACAGCACUUUCAUCUCCAACCUGCCCAAUGGCUACAUGUCGGACCUCCAGAGGCCUGACCCCGCAACCCCUCAGCCCACCACCCCAACCACCCCCGCCGCCCCGGCUAAGUCCCCCACGGCCGGGACCGCGCCUCCCGCCACGUCCCCUGCUCCGGAGAGGAAACCACCGUCGUCCCAGUCCACCGGGUCGGGCUUCUUCAGCUCCAUCACCAACGUGGUGAAGCAGACCGCUGCCUCAGCGGGGCUGGUGGAGCAGAGCCAAGUCACGACGUCCAAGAAGUUCAAGAUCCUCCUGGUGAUCGACGAGCCCCAGCAGGAGUGGGCAAAAUUAUUCCGGGGCAAGAAAGUGCUUGGAGACUAUGACAUCAGAGUGGAGCAGGCUGAAUUCAAUGAGAUCAACAUCUUGGCUCACGCCAAUGGAACCUGCAAUGUUGACAUGCAGGUGUACAGGAAUGGCACCAAGGUGGUCAGGUCCUUCAGGCCCGACUUUGUCCUCAUCCGCCAGCACGCCUUCAGCAUGACCCAGAACGAGGACUUCCGCAACCUGGUGAUCGGCCUGCAGUACGGCGGCGUCCCGUCCAUCAACUCGCUGGAUUCCAUCUACAAUCUGUGCGACAAGCCCUGGGCGUUUGCCCAGCUGAUCACCACCUACAGGAGGCUUGGUGCUGAAAAGUUUCCUCUGAUCGAGCAGACCUUUUACCCCAACUACAAAGAGAUGGUAACCAUGCCAGCGUUCCCUGUGGUGGUGAAGAUUGGACACGCCCACUCGGGCAUUGGAAAGGUGAAGGUGGAGAACCACAGUAAGUUCCAGGACAUAGCCAGCGUCGUGGCUCUGACCCAGACCUACACCACCACCGAGCCCCUUGUGGACGCCAAGUACGACAUCAGGAUCCAGAAGAUCGGCAGCGACUACAAGGCUUACAUGAGAACUUCUAUAUCUGGUAACUGGAAGAGCAAUACAGGCUCCGCCAUGCUGGAGCAGGUGGCCAUGACUGACAGGUACAAGCAGUGGGUGGACACCUGCUCAGAGGUCUUCGGGGGUCUGGAGAUUUGUGCCGUCAAAGCCAUCCACGGCAAGGAUGGAAAGGACUACAUCACAGAGGUUGUGGGCUCCUCCAUGCCCCUGGUAGGGGAGCACCAGGCGGAGGAUCGGCAGCUCAUUGCCGAAAUGGUGCUGGCCAAGAUGGAGCUGGAAGCACAGAAUGCAGCUAACGCCUCCCAGAGACCAACCACCACACAGCCAUCACAGGGCGGCGGGCAGAAGGGCGAGCUGGUGGCCGACCCCACGAAGAACGGAGCGGCGCCGCCCCCUCAGGGCUGCCUGCAGUACAUCCUGGACUGUAACGGCGUGGCGGUGGGGCCCAAGCCCGUCCAGGCCAACUGACCUGUUGAAGAAGGAGCAGCAUCAGUGGGGUAGAGCCCAGAGAUCUAGAUAACCAGUGGCGUACAUUAUGGGAACACGAGAUGCAUAGGCAUGUAAAGGGGGGGGGCUUUGGGAGCUAGAGCUUGUUAUUCACGGACCAGCGCUGGGUUGGCCUGGAUUUGGCGGUGUUUUCCUUGUUUUGGUUUUCUUCCUCUAUGCAGUGUCCAAAUGUACUGUCUUCUUGUUGAUUCGCGUGGAUUCGUGUGCUUGUAACGGUCGCUCGCUCUGUUGCCCUGUUAGCUGUAGUCUUUCCCUUGAAGCUGUCGUUGAUGAUGUAAUAAGCAGAUUGUGCCUACACUCCCCAAGUCCAGUGCUGCCCCGUGCCACCGGUUUGACACAGAUAUGGCCCCCACACACACACACACACACACACACACACACACACACACACAAACACACACUCUAAACACAGCCCCAACACCUACUCCCUUUUCUUUUUUUAACUCCCAAGCUUAUUCUUUUGCCCACACACGACACAUCCCAGCCCCUGCCGUUUCGCUGUGUACCUUUUCGAUAUUGUUCAAACUGUGGUUUGUCGUGCAGUUGGACGUGUGUAUAACUUGGUAUCUACAUGUGGGUGUGUGUGCGUGUGUGCGUGUGUGUGUGGGUGUGUAUGUAUGUGUGUGAAUAUUAUUUAUUUUUCAUACAUGUACUAAAUGGACUUUGUGUUGGUUUUGCAUGAUUGAUUCAAACGCAGGUGAAAGUCUUUGAAAUAUCUAUAUAACAACCGCAUUGUUGACCGCCAGUAACACAGCAACUAUCUACAAUCUAUGGACCUUGUGAUUCAAGUGAGUGAAUGUGUCAUCAAAUAAUAUUUUUAUUAGUUCUACUAUGUAAUACAUUUACAUGAAAUGUACAUUUCAUCAUCAUGAACGUUAGACAGCUAGUGCAUAGAACACCUUUCUCUAAAGAUUUAAGUUUGAUAAAUUCACUUACUUUAACUCUGACUAUAAAUUACAUGGCAAGAAUAUAAUUCAGGAAUACUCCUAGUAGGCCUCCGGAAAUUCGAAAAAUGCAUUAAUUAAAUCUUUUGUAUUUUUUUUAACCAAAGAACAAAUUUAUCAAAAAAUAAUACUUUAUUCACUCUCUUUGCACUCAGAAGCCAACUGUUUAAAUAUCUAAGAGAGAACUUAUUGGGAGGUCAGUUGGGCAGGGAGACCUUCAGACACAAAUGUGUGGCAAAGGAAUGCUGUUUUCUACUGUAGUAUUAUGGUUGAAUGGAAGAAGAGGUUUAAGGUGAAAACUGGUCAUUAAGUGCUGAAAGACCCCCCCCUAGGGCCUUUUCUGGACGUUGUUGCCAUGACAACAGUGCAAUCUUUCGUGGUUCUCUCUGCUGAGAUUUUGCAUGGAAUUAAGCUUCUGUUACUGCCAUCGAAAGAUUCAAAGUUUUUGCCUUAUUAUAAUUCACUGUUCAUGACUAAAUGAAGAGUGCAAUAUUAAUAUAUAUAUGUAUUUUACUUAGUACACUAUUUAUUUUUAAAAUCAGAUCUUCCUCCAUUAUUUAUUCAUGAAGCUAUAUUAACGAAUAUGUCAUCGACAUAAACCAAAACCCUUGUUUUCAGGUUGUUGUGGACACUGAAGCUAUUUUACAUGGUCAAUGGUCACACAGCCAAGUACGCUGACUGAUAAACUGUCAUUCUUCGACAAUAAUUUCAUUAUUUUUCAAGAUGUAUUAACUGCCAUUGUAUCUGUGAGAAUACCCUUGUAAAAGCCAUGCCUGAGGCUUUAUAGAUGUGUUGUUUUUGUUUUUUUAAGGAAAUACGCCAUUACUAUUUUAAAGGCAGGAAGGCUUUAGACUGUGAGCUUCAGAUCAUAGGAUUUAUAAGAAAUGGUGAUGUGGUUAUUUUAUGUGAAUAUUCGUGGGCAUGUUUAUUUGGCCUCUGUGUCCAGGUGGAGCUUGUAUAUGUUCAUAUGUACAAGAUUGCAACUGUUUGGUCAUUUGGAUGGUAGCUUACUAAAUUACUGUACUUUUCAAUCUGGUGAUGGACUGUUUUAAAACCAUAGAACAAUUCAAUAAAUCAUGGGAAAGAUCCAUUAUGGAUCUUGAUGUGGAAUAAACUAAUUUGAUCCUUUGUGUUGUGGUAGUCUCGUGCUCGGAGAGUGGUAAAUGUUCAACAACGUGGUUUAUUCUAACAGAGACACAAGGUAAACGGGCUUGCGUUCUGAAGGUGGUUCAUGAAGCAUCUGGCGAACACAGGUAAAACAAAAAGUUAUAUUGGGAGGGGGCGGAACAGUAAAUAGGCCACGCCUACAUGUUCCCAGGUAAAUCUUUGGACUGUCUUGGCUUAAACGGAAAUGGCAAACUGGCCAUGUUUGUAGUCUUUAACUUAUCAUUAAAACCUUUUAUGGUGUUGUCCAUUAUGUGGUAAAGAAACCGUUCAUAACUGUGGUUAGUUUGAAACAUGUCAUCAGAAAUAGCAUAGACUAAAAUAAUUUACAUCAAUCUUUCCCUUAUGUCAUCGGCAAUAAAGCUUCUUUUGCAAUAUAAA